Molecule: messenger RNA, 1152 nt
Organism: Medioppia subpectinata
Lineage: Eukaryota; Metazoa; Arthropoda; Arachnida; Sarcoptiformes; Oppiidae
Source: the annotation of a GenBank genome assembly
AUGGUAAAUUCAUUGGCCAUUGAUAUGAAUCUAUGCGACGAUUGGAUACCAUAUAAGAAGGAAAAGUGCUUUAAAGUCAUUGAAAAUCGUGCGAACAAUUCAGUGGCACAAAGCAAAUGCGCGCAACUAUACCCUAACGCCUCGUUGAUAACUAUUGGGUCGGCCGACGAACAAGCAUUUGUCACAAAAUUCCUUUCCUUUUAUAGCACCGUUGCUGAUAGAGUGUGGACAGGUAUGGCCAAUACUAUGGGGUCGGGCUAUAGUAACUGGGUCGAUGAUUUUCCGAAUAGAAGGUCAGUGUUAUAUGAAUAUUGCGUUCAAAUGAGUAUUUUUGGUAACUUUGCGGGCAAAUGGUAUUCGGAAAUGUGCGCCCAACGAGCUAUGGUAGUGUGCCAGCGCACCCAACAAUGGACCAUGGACAUUUUGAAUUCAAUCAUUGAGAACAUCAACAAUACUAUGCAGAUACAUUAUCAGAGGCAAAAUAAAUUGAUUAAUUAUCUACUAGGAAUUAUUAAUGAUCAAGGACUGAUCAAAGAUAUAAACAAUGCUUCUAAGACUAUUAUUAAUAUGAAUUCAUUGGCCAUUAAUAUGAAUCUCUGCGACGAUUGGAUACCAUAUAAAAAGGAAAAGUGCUUUAAAGUGAUUGAAAAUCGUGCAAACAAUACAGUGGCACAAAGCAAAUGCGCGCAACUAUACCCUAACGCCACGUUGAUAACCAUCGGGUCGGCCGACGAACAAGCAUUUGUCACAAAAUUUCUUUCCUAUUAUAGCACCGUUGCUGAUAGAGUGUGGACAGGUAUGGCCAAUACUAAGGGGUCGGGCUAUAGUAACUGGGUCGAUGAUUUCCCGUUCGAGCCUACUACCGAAGCUACCACGGUACUUUACAAUAGUUAUUCCAGUUAUACCAGUUAUAAGGGGAAUACUAGUAUUAUUGGUAACUUUGCGGGCAAAUGGUAUUCGGAAAUGUGCGCCCACCGAGCUAUGGUGGUGUGCCAGCGCACCCAACGAUGGACCAUGGCCAUUUUGAGCUCCAACAUUGAAACCAUCAAAAAUACUAUGCAGAUAAAUGAUCAGAUGCAAAAUAAAUUGAUUAAUUAUCUACUGGAAAAACAUGGUGUUAAUGCUACGAAAUUUUACUUAUUCAUAGUUUAA